Messenger RNA from Suhomyces tanzawaensis NRRL Y-17324, 1344 nucleotides. RefSeq names its product Kre9p (gene KRE9). Gene Ontology annotation, biological process: (1->6)-beta-D-glucan biosynthetic process; fungal-type cell wall organization; cell wall biogenesis. The coding region runs from base 263 to 1102 and encodes 279 amino acids. NCBI's taxonomy places the organism in Eukaryota, Fungi, Ascomycota, Pichiomycetes, Serinales, Debaryomycetaceae. The record is from RefSeq and is a predicted model, not a curated record. The transcript has a single exon. Gene Ontology annotation, cellular component: extracellular region.
CAGACAACAUUUCCAUAAAAAGAAACAGCACCGGUCGUGUGCACACCGCCGGGCCCAUGAUCAAAACUUUGCUAGCAGGACAUUUACUACCACUUCAUUCACCUGGAUCCUUACCACCGCCAGGGUUAUCAUCACAGCCGAUAGUCCCUACGACCCCUGCCCCCAGAUUGCCUUACUUACCGUCCAAAUCUCCCAGCUAGACCUAGAUAGCCCAUCUAUUUUCAUUACUACACCAACACCUCCUCCAGCAUAUCCACAUAUCAUGCAAUACCAGGUAUUAUUGCUCCUUUUAAGUGCUACUUUCUGGCGCAACGUCUUGGCUGAUGUCGACAUUCAAAAGCCAGAAGCUGGCGACUCAUUCUCCGCUUCAGGAGGCGACGUCACCGUUUCUCUCGAGUGGAAGGAUGACUCGGACGACAGUGAAGACGCAGACUCGCUUGACAACGUUUCAGGCUACACCAUCUCUCUCUGUACCGGGUCCAACUCCGAGAUCGAGUGUUUCUUACAGUUAGAGCAAAACCAGAAGAUCGAAGGCAACAAGUACUCGGCAACAAUCAAAGCCAGCGAUGCUCCUAGUGGUAACUUCUUCUUCCAAAUCUAUACCGAGUUCGCAAAGGGAUGGACCAACCACUACUCGCCCAGAUUCGCAUUAACCGGAAUGUCGGGACCCAAGUCCGCCACCAUCACCAUCAAUGGUGCUCCAACGUUGGUAUCAUUGGAUGUCAGUGCUAGUGGUAAAGAACCAGACCCCCAAUUGAGUGCCGGUGACGGUACCUCCAUCAACUCGGCAUCUUUCACCAUUCCAUACACAGAGCAAACAGGUAAGUCUAAGUUUGCGCCAAUGCAAACUCAACCAGGCUCCACCAUCACUGCCACCACCUGGUCUCGUCAAUACCCAACCAGUUCGGUAUCGUACUUUUCCAAGCUUGGUGGAACUGCCAACGUCCGUACUACCAUCACACCGGGCUGGUCCUACACACCUAAAUCGGCCGUGAACGCGGCAUCUGUGGCUCCUUUCCCUACAUACUACUACCCGGCCAGCGAGAGAGUCACUAAGGCCUCGCUCAGCACCGCUGCCAAAAAGAGAAGAUGGUUAGAGUAGGUUAGUGUAUUUUAUCAUCUCUCAAUGUUUUGUCUGGUUAUUUAAGACUGUUCGGAUUAGAAAUGCGUAGCACAGAGGAUUGUAAAAUCAGCCCUUGCCAUGGGGAUAACUGGAUUAGAAAAUUACUCUGGGAAUAGCCAAAUUGAAUAGCUGGUGUAAAUUUGCAGCGAUAGUUUACAAUUACUGAUAUCUAAAGUACUUAUAAAACGGGAAAUUUGAGUAUCUUGAAAUAUAGUUUGCAA